GUGAACGCAGCACCGCCCCUCCUGAUCCGCCUCUGCGCUCCGACCGAGCACCGAGCACCGAGUGUGCGCGUGGGGAGCCGGUGUGGGCGCAGCGGAGGACUUUCCUAUAAAAGCUGGGCUCCCACGGACACACGAGCUCGUCUCUCUCAGUCACCGCACGCACGAGCUGCUGAUCCCGCGCGCACAGCUGUGUGGUUUCUCACCUGGACCUCUCACCUGAAGGACGGCUGCGGUCUAUGGUUCUGACUGACUCUCCAACAAGGAUGUCCCGGACCGACGAGGUGCACCGUAUAACGGAGAAUGUCUACAAGUCCAUCAUGGAGCAGUUCAAUCCCUGCUUGCGGAACUUCAUCGCCAUGGGAAAAAGCUACGAGAAGGCGCUGACCAGUGUCACAUACGCUGCAAAGGGCUACUUCGACGCUCUGGUGCGGAUGGGCGAGAUGGCCAGCGAAAGUCAAGGCUCUAAGGAUCUUGAAGAGGCAGCAUGGGAGGUGCUCUUUCAGAUGGCUGAAGUGCACAGACAGAUCCAGAUCCAGCUUGAAGAGAUGCUGAAGUCCUUCCACAACGAGCUGCUCACAGAGCUGGAGAAGAAGGUCGAGUUGGACGCACGCUACCUGAACGCGGCGCUGAAGAAGUACCAGAUGGAGCACAAGAGCAAAGGGGAGAGUUUGGAGAAGUGCCAGGCAGAGCUGAAGAAACUGCGCAGGAAGAGCCAGGGCAGCAAGCACCCGUCUAAAUACGGAGACAAGGAGAUGCAGUACGUAGAGGCGAUCAGCAAUAAGCAGGGCGAGCUGGACAACUACAUCGCUGAGGGCUACAAGAACGCUCUGUCCGAGGAGAGGAGGAGGUACUGCUUCCUGGUGGACCGUCAGUGUGCCCUAGCCAAGAACAGCUCUGCAUACCACACCAAGGGGAAGGAGCUUUUAUCCCAGAAGAUUCCAAUGUGGCACCAGGCAUGUGCGGAGCCCAACAAACUGCCAGAUCGUGCCAUGUUCCUUGCCCAGCAGAUGAGCGGUGCAGCAGGCAUCAUGCCCCCCGGAGCUCAUCAUCCAGGCAUGCCAAUCUCUGAGCCCAUCCCUGGUGCUAAACCACUGCCGGUGCCUCCAGAGCUGGCAGCCCUGAGGGCCAGUGGGGGCAUGGGACAGCAGAGGCUGAUGGGAGGCGUGGAAGGAGGCAUGACGGUCAUGAACGGCACAGCUGGCGCUCACGGAGGAGAAGACUACCAGCAGUGGGUGGAGGGCAAGGUGGCCCAGGGCAAGGCCUCACCACAGACCCAGAGGCACGGAGGGGAGGUCUACUCAAACACUCUGCCUGUGCGCAAGGUUGCACCAGCCAAAAGCAAGACCACACUGACGGAGACCCGGACGCUGCCUCGGUCCAGCUCCAUGGCAGCGGGGCUGGAGAGAAACGGGAGAACUCGAGUCCAGGCCAUCUUCUCCCAUGCAGCCGGAGACAACAGCACCCUGCUCAGCUUCUCCGAGAGCGACGUGAUAACCCUGCUGGUCCCUGAGGCGCGUGACGGGUGGCACUAUGGAGAGAACGAGAAGACAAGGAUGCGUGGCUGGUUUCCCUUCUCCUACACCCGGGUCAUCUCUGACGGUGAUGGCAACAUGAGGCAACUUCGAGUGCACAACCUCCACGGGAAGAGCAGCAGCACAGGCAACCUUCUAGAGAGAGAAGACAUGGCGCUCUCCGUCCCUGAUUACGGCACCCAGUCCCGCAUGGCGGCACAGAGCGCUGCUGCGCUGCAUGGCAGACAACAACGCCCCUACAGCGUGGCGGUGCCAGGCUUCUCACAGCCAGGAGUUGAAGAGUACGAGCCCCGAUUCCCCACAAGUGCCGCAGAGGGCAAAUUGAUUUCGACAGUGUGAGGACAGACAGACAAACAGGCACAGACUCAGCCAGACGAUGCGAGAGGACAGGCACCUCGCUGCCCCUCAGCCAACCCCCUCCCUCAUCCUCCACUCCCCUCCUCCCUGCUUCCUACCACCCGCUUAUGGCAAUAAACUCUCCCUGAGCCAAUCAAUGCAAGGAAGAGGCCUGGGUCUGUAUCUUCUUCGCCUCUCUGAUCUCCCUCCCUUCCUCACCAAAUCCUUCCCCGUGCUGUCUAACUGGCCGGUAGCCACGCCGUGCCACUGGUGACGCCUUGGUGCAGAGCCACGCCAAGUCAAACCAGAACAGAAUGAACUCUGUGCCAUCCGAAUAUUCAAAAUCAAUGUGAUGGACAUUUUCUCUGAGGAAAAUGUAUCUUUUGCUUGUCUUUCAUGCAUGUACAUUUCUUUUAUAUAUCGCUGGGGAUUAUAUCUUCCCACCAAAGGAACCCGACUUUCACAAAUGUCAAUGCUCUCCAUCCGAAUGACAGUGUGAAGGAUCUGUACAUCAGGGUGUGGAAGUAAUGAUGUUGAUCCCAAAGAGGAUUUUCAUAAUGUACAAAAAGACAUGAACACUUUGACUGGGUCUUUCAGUAUUUAACAAUAAUUUAACCUUUCCAUGCUGUGAGCUUUUGUAUUCCUCUGAGAUUAUAGCUCAUGUAUCACGAGUAGUGAACCGCUCAUGUAAAUGUUUGAACAGAGGCGAUGUGACAGGAAUGUUUACUGUACAUAAAUGUGCCAUACAGAAGUGCUCGUCAUCCAGUUAUCUCUGAUCAGCUCAUUAAAACAACAACGCACCUUAUGAAAGCAACAGUCUAUAUUUCUGACUCUGUGUAAACAAACUGUUUCAGUAUGGGAGGGAUACUGUGCUCACACACACACCAGGUGCUCACACACACACCCAGGUGCUCAGGGUCCUUUGACUAUCUAUUGUGUGUGAAUAACAUGCCAAGGCUGAAUGGGGUCAACUGUCCCUCGUCCCUGAACGAGCUGUGAGCUCUGAAUCGGGUUCGUUACUGAAACUAAUUAGCGUCUUGACAGGAAAUGUGAAGUCAUUGAAUAGUUCAAGUUCAUCCAUAACGUAAGAAAACUCUUAGGCUACACUAAUAUUCUCACUGUCGUACUAGUUGUAGAAUUAGAUGCUGCUGCCGGGAUUGUUUCCGACUUAACUCCAGAGCAUUGUAAAGUCCUGCAGUGACAAAGAUGUGAUGAAAUAUUCUGCUGUGAUCCAUAUUUGCUGCACACACACACACGCGCACACACACACACACACACACACACAGGGCAGCAACAUGAAAAUAACAAAAGAUCUAUCGGCUCGAAGACUCAUCAGAGACUCAUUUGAUCAGUCUGCUGCCUACAUGAAGAAACUGAUGAGUGACUUAAAUUUUUUUUUUUUUUUUAAAUCAUUUAAUCCAGUGAUCUACUUUAAACAUUUUUAAUUUUCAGAAUUUUUUUAAAUGUUUUUAAGCGUGCUGAGAUAAAAUAUGAAAUCAGAUGAUCUAAAAAGUUCUAUUGUUAAAGAAAUCUUUUACCAAACAAAUUAAAUUGUUCCUGUUAUAUCCGUGUACACUGAAUACCUGUGAGCUUUAGACCGUCAGACACUUUCUAAUGAAAAUGAUUUCUAGCUUUGGCCUCAGAUGGUUUAACACCGUUCGUUCAUGCAUGAAAGAAAAGACAACAGGUACAGCUGUGUGGCUCGAUGGACAUAAUCUCAACACAUUGCUUUUCAUCUGCAACCAUUUCAGAUCUUUUUCUACAUUCGGACACAAUGUAGUGCCUCUUACUGUGAAUUAAGUGACUGAUGUGAAUAAUAUAUUUUUAGUUAUUUUCAGUAAGUGAACUUGUAGAUUGAAACGAGGCAGCCGUGUUGAAACAGGCUCUGAGGGGAGAGGAGUCGAUCUGACGUUGAAACCUCAUUCAGCCUUCUCGUGCUGUUGUCUUUCCAUUAAAGGCUCGAUUUAAAAACUAAACAAGCAUCAUGUUUUGAAGAUAACAGAAGUGUUUGUCUGAUUCUCUCUGUGCUUAAUAAAGAUGCUGGUCUGCUCGUCUGUGUCGGUCCAGUUAGUGUCUUUACUAACCACCGUCUGUCUGUCGACAUCUGCUGUCCACUAACUAGCCCACUAGGAAUUGGUCUUUCUCAUAUUGUUGGCUUUUAAGUCUUUAAAAUCUCUUAGUACUGUUUUUACCAAAGAGAAGAGGUGAAGAUGUAAACUGUGCACCUCCCCCACGCCUGCUACUCUGCAAAAACGUCUUUACCAGAUAUCUGAUGGUCGAGGGUUUAAAGAGUCUUCAAUAUUUCUUUUCUUCAAACUUUGUGAAAAAAGUGAGGCAGAUGUUUCACUUGGUGCUCGAAAAUCUUACUUUUAGAAACAAGUGUUACUUUAAUGAUCUGCAGUAUUCUGCCUCGUGGUUUUCAUUUUCUCAUUUCAAAAAUAUUUCAAGACUUUAAUCGGAGACUUGAGUCAAGAUGUUUUUGCAUUGUAGAAAUGUUUCCUUGCUGCGUAUGUCUGCUCUCUUCUCCUGUUUGUCUGUUACCUAACACUCGUCUUCCCCCUCAGCUUUGCCAACUCCCCUUUUUUUUUCCAUCUCUGUUUUGAUGAAUUUAGAGACAAAAGUCGAGUGCAAACGACUGGAAGCUGCCAGUGUUUCUUCUUUCUCCACUAAAAUAAGCCCAAGGUAUGACUGCCAUUGCUGCAGAGAUAGCACACCAACCACCUGUGGCCGAAAACAAACUCCUGCAUCAACUGAUGUGCUCUUUUAUUUUGAGGGGUUUUGUUGUAAAAGAAUAAAAACACCUGAACAUUGUACAGAGAAUGUAUGGACAUGCAUGCUUUGGGGGCACCAACAAGUGUAACAUUGAUGACCUCAAAUGUAUGGUGGAUUUCUACCCUAAGAAGUGUGAAAUAAAUUUAUUCAGCUGGA
This is a messenger RNA of Larimichthys crocea (large yellow croaker), 4796 nucleotides long. RefSeq names its product BAR/IMD domain containing adaptor protein 2b (gene baiap2b). Gene Ontology annotation, cellular component: nucleoplasm; cytosol. Gene Ontology annotation, biological process: actin filament bundle assembly; positive regulation of actin filament polymerization; actin crosslink formation. The record is from RefSeq and is a predicted model, not a curated record. NCBI's taxonomy places the organism in Eukaryota, Metazoa, Chordata, Actinopteri, Sciaenidae. Gene Ontology annotation, molecular function: cytoskeletal adaptor activity; protein binding. The transcript has 15 exons. The coding region runs from base 237 to 1871 and encodes 544 amino acids.